CUGUGUCACGUGAGGCCCAGGUGGCGGCGGACCUACGGCGAGACAGUGAGAGAAGGAAGGGGAAGCCGGAAGGGGUGCGAGUGAAGUAAAGGGGGAGAAGACAGUGCCCGAGAGAGCAAGGGGUGCGUGUGCGCCUGCUUCUCGCUCUAGCUCUUCUCUCGGUGGCCCCGUCGCUCUCCUCGCGGCUAGGUGACAGCUGGGCCCGGUCCGCACGCGCGCGCUGCCGGGUGCGGUAGGAGCGCGCACUCUGCACUGGCGCGCAGUGCCGGCCGCCCCUCCCCCUCGCCCCGUCCGUCCCGUCGCGUCUUGUCCUCUCAGGUGCCAGCGGCCGGGUGGCGAGGCGGCGACGGGGACAUUUUCUGACUUCCCGGCCCUUUUCCCUGCUGUCUCGGCUGCCUUUUCCACCCCGUCGCGGGGCCGGCCUCUGCUCCGGCCCCAGGAUGCAGAAUGUGAUUAACACGGUGAAGGGAAAGGCACUGGAAGUGGCUGAGUACCUGACCCCGGUCCUCAAGGAAUCAAAGUUUAAGGAAACUGGUGUUAUCACCCCAGAAGAGUUUGUGGCAGCAGGAGAUCACUUAGUCCACCACUGUCCUACGUGGCAAUGGGCUACAGGGGAAGAAUUGAAAGUGAAGGCGUACCUACCAGCAAGCAAACAAUUUUUGGUAACCAAAAAUGUGCCAUGCUACAAGAGGUGCAAACAGAUGGAAUAUUCAGAUGAAUUGGAAGCCAUUAUUGAAGAAGAUGAUGGUGAUGGGGGAUGGGUAGAUACCUAUCACAACACAGGUAUUUCAGGAAUAACGGAAGCAGUUAAGGAAAUUACACUGGAAAGCAAGGACAGUAUAAAACCCCAAGAUUGCUCAUUAUUUUGUGAGAAGGAAGAAGAAGAAGAAGAGGAGGAAGGAGAAGCUGCAGAUAUGGAAGAAUAUGAAGAGAGUGGAUUGCUGGAAACAGAUGAGGCUACCCUAGACACAAGGAAAAUUGUAGAAGCUUGUAAAGCUAAAACUGAUGCUGGAGGUGAAGAUGCUAUUUUGCAAACCAGGACUUAUGACCUUUACAUCACAUAUGAUAAAUAUUACCAAACUCCACGACUAUGGUUGUUUGGGUAUGAUGAGCAACGGCAGCCUUUAACAGUUGAGCACAUGUAUGAAGACAUUAGUCAAGAUCAUGUGAAGAAAACAGUGACCAUUGAAAAUCACCCUCAUCUCCCACCACCUCCUAUGUGUUCAGUUCACCCAUGCAGGCAUGCUGAGGUGAUGAAGAAAAUCAUUGAGACUGUUGCAGAAGGAGGGGGAGAACUUGGUGUUCAUAUGUAUCUUCUAAUUUUCUUGAAAUUUGUACAAGCUGUUAUUCCAACAAUAGAAUAUGACUACACAAGACACUUCACAAUGUAAUGAAGAGAGCAUAGAAUCCUAAUUAUUGGUUCUAAUUUUUAAAAAAUUAACCUAUGGAUGUGACCAUUGACCAUAUUCACCAAUAUGUACAAUAUGUCUAAUAAAGGGACUUAUAUGUUUAUGCAUUAAAUAAAAUGAUGUUCCACUACCAGCCUUAUUUGUUUAAUAAAAAUGAGUAUAAAAAGA
Messenger RNA from Choloepus didactylus (southern two-toed sloth), 1577 nucleotides. RefSeq names its product autophagy related 3 (gene ATG3). Lineage: Eukaryota; Metazoa; Chordata; Mammalia; Pilosa; Megalonychidae. Gene Ontology annotation, cellular component: cytoplasmic ubiquitin ligase complex; cytosol. Gene Ontology annotation, biological process: autophagosome assembly; autophagy of mitochondrion; nucleophagy. The record is from RefSeq and is a predicted model, not a curated record. Gene Ontology annotation, molecular function: Atg8-family ligase activity.